UUUAUCUGUAGAUUAAUUUUUGACUCUCGUUUCACUUCCGAAUUGUCGUUGUCAUGCUGUCAAUUUUUUGAUUACUCACGAAGUUGCUGGCCAGUGCAUUUUGUUCUGAAUUAACCAUCAAAAAUAUAAAUAAUGUUCUUAACUCGUUCAGAGUACGAUCGUGGAGUCAACACAUUCAGCCCCGAAGGGAGGCUGUUUCAAGUCGAAUAUGCCAUAGAGGCUAUAAAACUCGGUUCUACCGCGAUCGGUAUUUCAACUUCUGAAGGUGUUGUUUUGGCUGUUGAAAAAAGGAUAACUUCGCCCUUAAUGGAACCAACUACUAUUGAAAAAAUUGUAGAAGUUGACAGACACAUUGCUUGUGCUGUUUCCGGGUUAAUGGCGGAUUCCAGAACUCUAAUAGAGAGAGCCCGAGUAGAAUGCCAGAACCACUGGUUUGUAUACAAUGAGCGCAUGAGUGUUGAGUCAUGUGCACAAGCUGUGUCUAACUUGGCUAUACAGUUUGGAGAUAGUGAUGAUGAUAGUGGAACAGCUAUGUCCAGGCCAUUUGGAGUAGCUGUUAUGUUUGCAGGCAUUGACGAGAAGGGCCCUCAGCUAUUCCAUAUGGAUCCCAGUGGUACAUUUGUCCAAUAUGAUGCUAAGGCCAUUGGCUCUGGUAGUGAAGGUGCUCAACAAAGUUUGAAGGAAGUGUAUCACAAGUCAAUGACCCUCAAAGAAGCGAUUAAGUCUGCACUAACAAUUCUGAAACAGGUUAUGGAAGAAAAGCUAUCUGAGAACAAUGUAGAGGUUGUUACAAUGACACCAGAGUCAAUGUUCCACAUGUUUACUAGGGAGCAACUUGCCGAGGUCAUUAAGGAUAUACCUUGAACUCUUAUACUAGGGAUAGUUAAAGCAUGGUUUAGUAUACAGUUUUGUUUAUUUUAAUACUAAAUAUGAAAAAAUAAUAAUUAAGUAAACAAUAAAAUUUUAAUUUCACUCAAAUUCAUACAAACUGAAUUCUAUCCAUGCUGCAACUAUCUAUUUUAUGUAUGUUCCGGUAGUAUUUGAAGUAAAUUGUAUAAUUUGGAUAAGUA
Vanessa atalanta (red admiral) is the source of this 1070-nucleotide messenger RNA. It is a transcript of the gene Prosalpha5, whose product is annotated as proteasome subunit alpha type-5. The transcript has 5 exons. Lineage: Eukaryota; Metazoa; Arthropoda; Insecta; Lepidoptera; Nymphalidae. Gene Ontology annotation, biological process: proteasome-mediated ubiquitin-dependent protein catabolic process. The coding region runs from base 133 to 864 and encodes 243 amino acids. Gene Ontology annotation, cellular component: proteasome core complex, alpha-subunit complex; proteasome core complex; nucleus. The record is from RefSeq and is a predicted model, not a curated record.